Molecule: messenger RNA, 496 nt
Organism: Tarenaya hassleriana
Lineage: Eukaryota; Viridiplantae; Streptophyta; Magnoliopsida; Brassicales; Cleomaceae
Exons: 1
Coding region: 26-412 (128 amino acids)
Source: RefSeq, a predicted model, not a curated record
UAUAUAUGUAUAUGUAUUAUAAUCUAUGAAAGCAUUUCCCUUGAACCAGAAAACCAUGGCUCUGUCUCUGUCAAGCUUUUCAGUUGCCAUGUCUCUGUUGAUCAUCAUGACCGCUCACUGGACUUGGGUUGUCCUUGGAGAAUCUACCAUUUCGGCUUCUCCUGCAGUUCUACCAUAUGUGAAUGCACCCAAUAUGUCUGAUUUCUUCCCCUCUCCGAGCAGAGAAUGGCCAUUCAGCUCGGCCCAUCCUCCUCAUUCUCAUGCAGAAGCUCCCGCCCCGAGCUCCGGCCAGUUUACAGGCAACUCCCCCGGGCUGAGGCCGGAUUCUUCUUCCUUCUUGUUUCUUCUCACAUUUGGCGGCCUCUGUAGCUUCUUCUAUGCCUUGAUGACUUCUCUUCUCUCUUUACCCUAAGCUUUCAGAUAAAUUUGGUUUCUUUUUCACAUGUUGUAAUCUUGUGGAUCAUAAUAUAUAUAAAAAAAUGUUUUUUUUUUUAAA